This is a messenger RNA of Haemonchus placei, 912 nucleotides long. NCBI's taxonomy places the organism in Eukaryota, Metazoa, Nematoda, Chromadorea, Rhabditida, Trichostrongylidae. The record is from the annotation of a GenBank genome assembly.
AUUUUGCAGUGCUUGGCAACGGCACAACGGUUCGAUAUCGAAAACAGAGUGGUCCAGAAACCAGUGGUGUUUUGCGGAGUAGAUAAUAUAGUUGUCGAUAUCGUCACAGAAAAGCCAUUCCGAGGUCGGCUAUAUGUCCAAGGCGAAAUUGAGAAUCGCCAGUGUUUGCAGAACGGCAAGGAUCAUGAUUCCAAUCAUGCUCGCUUUAAUCUGCCCAUUGGUGCUUGCAACAUGCGAAGACAAAGAACGGUAACCGAAAUUUUCAUGGAAUUUCAGCUUUUUGUGACCGGUAUGGAUCGAGCUUUUCACGUUCGUUGUUUCUUCCUGGAAUCAAUCAAAAGCCUUGCUACCGAGUAUGGUGUCGGCAAGCUUCAAACCGAACUGGUUGAGCAGGACUUUCAGUUGCCAGACUGUGUCUAUCAGCUGCACGAUGGGCCAUCGGGGCCAGCUAUUCAUUUUGCGCAGGUAGGACAGCGGGUUACUCAUCGAUGGACUUGUGAAGAUGAUUCGAGUUGGAUCUAUGGUCUACUAAUCCACAGCUGCUAUGCGGAUGAUGGCCAAGGCAACAAAUUCGAGUUGGUCGAUGAUCGAGGAUGUUCAACGGAUCCCUAUCUUUUGCCUCAAAUCAAGUACGAUCCAAAGUCUCUAUCGGCAUCCACGGACGCUCAUGUGUUCAAGUAUGCUGACAAGGUACAACUGUAUUUUACCUGCACUAUUCAGUUGUGUUACAAGCAUGAUGGCGGUUGCGAUGGAGUGACGGUACGGUAUGAAUUCUAUUGUUCUUCGAGAAAAUACGAUAGAUUGUUUAUAACCCAUCGAAAUACUCAAAAUCGAGCACCAUUCAGGUACAAUUGUAUUUUACCUGCACUAUUCAGUUGUGUUACAAGCAUGAUGGCGGUUGCGAUGGAGUGA